Molecule: messenger RNA, 1173 nt
Organism: Stylonychia lemnae
Lineage: Eukaryota; Ciliophora; Spirotrichea; Sporadotrichida; Oxytrichidae
Source: the annotation of a GenBank genome assembly
AUGCAAUCCUCAGAUCUAAUUUUUCCAAACAAUGCUCCAAGACCGGAGAACGAGGAUUUAAAUGCGAUUCCCCAACGAAGAUCAACCUCAGCCAGAGUUGUUUCCAAUAAUGAUGAUGGUGAUUUAAUAUACUAGCAGAGAAGGGUGCCGAUAAAUUAGAGGUCAAUUGCAAAUUUGAACCAAGGGGGAAUCAGUAGAUCUCAAGUCUCUCAAUCAGAUAGAAACAUAUAGUAUCCUAACUUUGCGGAUGGGAUGUAUUAUACUGGAGUUGGAGGACCUCACUAGCCUCAACCUUAUGAUGAGUAUGAAUCAGCUCUGAGUUACAUUUUGAUCAAUGCAUUUGUUGCGAUAUCAAUCAUAAUGAUAUCAAUUUUUGAAGAUGAAAACUAAUGCACCAAAAACAUUCAUAGAUGGUUAUUUGCCUAUAUUGCUUUGCUCGUAUUAGACUCAGCCAUCAAAUUGCUCAAUUUAAAGAGAACAAGGUUCACGAGAUAAAUGAAGAUGCUAGCGACUAUAAUGGAGUUCUUUAGCGAUGCACUCUAGGUUGCCUGGCUAAUAUAUGGCAAUGUUCUAUUCCUCAAAGAAACAAAAGAGUGCUUAUCCAAUUCUCCUCUUCUAACCUAUACUCUCCUGUUCGUUUUAAUAUUGGGUUUUAUUCAUCUAGCUAAGUUCACAUUCAUUAUUCUCGGAAUAAUGAUAUGGGCAGUUGCUAAAUGCUUUGGAGUAGAUUUUUCAUUUGAGGAAAUCCUAGCUACUGGAAGAGAAAAUUAGUUAUAAACAUAGAAUUAAUAGUAGAAUAUGCUAAACUAACCUCUAUUUGAAAAGGGGUUAGGUCUUUAAUAAAAAGCAAUUGACAAACUAAAGGAAACUAAAUACUCAAAAUUUGUAAGUGAGAUGGAAGUACAGUUUUCGAAGCAAAAGUCAACUUGCAAUAUCUUUCCAUUUAUUGAGCACAAAAAUCAAGAACAUUUGGAAUCUCUCAUGUUGCAAUAAAUGAUGUCAGAUAUUUAAGAUAUGUGCUCAAUCUGCUGCUCAUAUUUUGUAGGUUCUGAUGACAUCAAAUAUCUACCUUGCCACGAGCAACAUAUCUAUCACUCAGUCUGUAUCACAGAAUGGCUGCUAAGAAAUGAUCAAUGCCCAUUGUGCAAAAGAUAGGUGCUGGUCAGUGAAUGA